This is a messenger RNA of Rhagoletis pomonella (apple maggot), 483 nucleotides long. Its product is annotated as vitellogenin-1-like. The transcript has a single exon. Bases 12 to 464 code for a protein of 150 amino acids. NCBI's taxonomy places the organism in Eukaryota, Metazoa, Arthropoda, Insecta, Diptera, Tephritidae. The record is from RefSeq and is a predicted model, not a curated record.
ACGUGAUCAACAUGAAUCCGCUCAAGAUUUUCUGCUUCGUGGCUUUACUUGUCGCAGCCGCUAGUGCUGCACCCAAGCAUGGCAAGAACAAGGAUAAUGCCGUCUCGAGUAGUUUAAAGCCCACUGAUUGGUUAUCGGUGUCUGAACUCCAGUCGAUGCAGUCAGCUGAGGAUUUAACUAUGCAGCAGUUGGAGAACAUGUCAGUGGAGGAAGGCGAACGAGAAAUUGAGAAAAUUUAUCACCUCUCACAAAUUAACCACGCGUUGGAACCAUCAUUUGUGCCAAGUCCCAGUAAUGUGCCAGUUCUCUUGAUGAAACCCAAUGGUCAACCCGAACAAACCACUUUGAAUGAGAUGGUCGACGCUGCCAAGAAACAGCCCAACUUUGGCAAUGAGGAAGUUACCAUUUUCAUCACUGGCUUGCCCCAGACCAGCCCUGCAGUCGCAAAAGCAAACAAAAACUGAUGUGCGUCAAUCCGCACUC